AUGACGGAUAAGCUCCCCCCUCCACUUUUGGCUCUUUUCCAACCUCGCCCGCCCCUACGCUGGGUUACGCCUAUCGAUCGUGCGCCAGAAGACUGCAAGAAGAGUGCCAUCUCUGGCGUUGCUCAGUUCCUCGCCGAGGCGAAUAAGAAUGAAGAGGAGCACCCAUACAAUCCUACUGAGAGCUGGUUGCAGCGCAAAUGGCGCCAGAAGUUGGAACAGAAGGAGAAUCUCAACAAGCAUCUGACUGAGGGUCUUGAAACUUAUGAGCCUUCCAAUGAUCCCCAAGCCCGGGGUGACCCAUUCAAGACGCUAUUCAUUUCGCGACUCAGCUACGAUGUAAAAGAAGCAGACCUUGAACGGGAGUUUGGACGCUUUGGUCCUAUCGAGAGGAUUCGCAUUGUCAAGGACACUGUUACUCCCAAAGGCUCGAAGAAGCCACAUAGAGGCUACGCCUUCAUUGUCUAUGAACGUGAGAAAGAUAUGAAAGCCGCUUACAAGGAGACGGAUGGUAUUCGAAUUAAAGAUCGACGUGUCCUGGUAGACGUGGAACGUGGUCGGACUGUCAAAGGCUGGAAGCCUCGUCGGUUCGGUGGCGGGCUCGGAGGUAGAGGCUAUAGUAAGGCACUGCCUUCUCGUCCUAUCGGGCCUGGAUCUUUCGGUGCCCCCUCUGGACCUGGAGGUUAUGGCGGUGGCUUCCGGGGUGGCUUCGGUGGUGGUAGAGGGUUCAAAGGUGGCUUCCGAAACGACCGUGGAUUCGGUGGCCCUCGCGGUGGUGUUGGAUAUCAGGGUGCCCGCAACGGCUUUGGUGGACAGGCACCGCCAAAUGCUCCCUCUGGACCAGGAGGCGGAAGGAAUGCAGGAUUUGGUGGUGGUCGACCCGAUCGCGAAGGGCGGGGUGCCACCGGCAGCAAUCGUGAACCUAUCCGCCCUCGGGAAGGCUACGGUGAUCGGGACCGUCGAGACCGAGACCGUGACCGCGAAGGUGAACGGCCACGCGAUCGUGACAGAGAGAGCCAUCGCUACCGUGACCGUGAUCGCGAGCGAGACCGUGAUCGCGACAGAUACGGCGGCCGGGAAGAGCAGGGACGAAAGAGGUACCACGAGGAUGAUUCGUACGACGACCCGCGCGCUAAGAGACGAUACUAA
Messenger RNA from Aspergillus ochraceoroseus IBT 24754, 1146 nucleotides. RefSeq names its product U1 small nuclear ribonucleoprotein 70 kDa. Bases 1 to 1146 code for a protein of 381 amino acids. Gene Ontology annotation, cellular component: U2-type prespliceosome; precatalytic spliceosome; U1 snRNP. Lineage: Eukaryota; Fungi; Ascomycota; Eurotiomycetes; Eurotiales; Aspergillaceae. The transcript has 4 exons. The record is from RefSeq and is a predicted model, not a curated record. Gene Ontology annotation, biological process: mRNA splicing, via spliceosome. Gene Ontology annotation, molecular function: U1 snRNA binding; mRNA binding.